Molecule: messenger RNA, 3491 nt
Organism: Camellia sinensis
Lineage: Eukaryota; Viridiplantae; Streptophyta; Magnoliopsida; Ericales; Theaceae
Source: RefSeq, a predicted model, not a curated record
AAACUCACAAGAAAACUAUUAUAUGUUUUUCUUCUUCUUCAAUAUAGCUUCUUGGAUUCCCAACUCCAAUCCCAAAAGGAAAGAAAACCCACAACAAAUUGCUCAACUCCUUCCAUUGUUUCUUAUGCCUCUGGUUUUACUUUGAAGAUGGUCCAAAGAAAGGUGGCCAGCAAGCUGCUAAUUGGCAUCCAAGCUGUUGAUGGUGUCAAUAAUAAAUCUGACAAGCAUAGACCACCUUCUCCUCAUCAUCAGCAGGAUGGCAAGAACAGGGGAGCUGACCUGAAAAAGAAGAAAAUGAAGAAAUCAAGAUCAUUCAAGCGUUGUUCCGAUUUUGAGAGCUUAAGAUCAUCACCUACUUUCAGAAGAGAAAUACCACAACCAGGAAAGCCACCACCACCACCACCACCUCUUGAUGUUCCAGCACAGAAGCAAUCUGCUGCUAUCAAAGGCUCCUUGGAUGGAUCGCCAAAUUACAUGAAGUCCACAAGCAGUUUUGAUGCCAGGAGAGAACAGCAGCAGCAGCAGCAGCAGCGCACUCAUCAUCAGGUAAGUUCCCAGAAGUCUCAAUCUCCUAAUAAAAGCCCCAAAAAGAUUACUCCAAACUCCUCCUCCUCCUCCUCCUCCUCCAAACUUAGCUCAGUUUCUUCUGGGCAUAAGCUGCCAAAAACAUUAUCCAGGACAUCUAGUUUGAAACUGGUCAGGACUUUAAUAAAGACUCCCAGUUUCAAACCAGCAAGGGCUUCCACAAGAAAGUGUUCACAGGCUGUUCUUUGUGAAAAUCUACAAGUAGAGAGAUCAACAUGCUCUUCAACUUUAAAGGAUUCCAAGUUCCCCAAUUACCUUGAUCUCAGUCCUGGGGCAACUGAAUCACAAGGGACCUCAGUCAUGAAGGUCUGCCCAUACACAUACUGUUCUCUUAAUGGUCAUCACCAUGCUCCUUUGCCUCCACUUAAGUGCUUCUUAUCGGCAAGGAGACAUAUGUUGAAGACCCAGAAGAGAAUGAAAAAAUUGGGAUGUCUAUCCCCACGGCCACGUCGAGCUAGGCCAUCCUCUGAUACCCGUGGUGGGGCGAAAGAGAUUCCCGAGCAUAUUACACUUGAUGUGAAACCUUCAAUUCAAGAAGAACUUGAUUCAAAUAGCCCAACAAUCCAUCCUCUGAUACAAGAGGAUGAUCAAAUGGAUUACUUUAUUGAAAUCUAUGCUAGAGAUACAGAAGACGCUGCUGAAACUACUGGUGGAAGAAGCAAACAAAAAGGGGAAGACAAGGAUGAAACCAACGAAACAGCAGCAGAACAUGAUGGCGGAGGACAAGUUGAGAUGUUCUCAGAUGAGGCACCUCUUCAUUCUGAGAUUGAUUUUGAGGACAAUCUUUAUAACACAAGUGAACUCAUUUCAACAGGAAUGGAAGCAGCAGAGGAAGUACGUUCGCCUUUUUCCACUCAAGAAGAGGAAGAAUCACCAGAGUAUCCGACCAAUCAGAGUGACUUCAAAAUGGAAAGCCCAGCAAGCACUGAACUCGAUGAAACAGAGUCUGAAAUUUGUGAUAUGGAAUGGGAGGAGGGCCAAUACUCUGCCCCAUCUCUGAAUGAUGAAGUUGCAAACUCAACUCAAACAAACAAUGAAUAUAAUUUUAGUAGUUAUUCUUCAUUUGGUGCUAAUAAUUCUAGUUUGCAUGACGAACCCAUUUUCAAGUCUGCCGAAAUUGUUAGCAGCUACUUUGAUGAUGUUUCUGGUGAUGAAGGCCCAAAAGAAUUCCUUGAGGAAGAAGGUGCAAGCUCUGGAGGUGGGUGCGGUAACAGCAGUUCUGUUUCUGAGGGUUCAUAUCAGCAUUUGGGAGCCGAUAAAUCGAUGCAAGAGUUCAAUAACCAAAACUACCUAGUUUCUUCUACUUAUGAUGUGUUCAGGGAAUCAACCAUAGAAGAAAGAGAUGGAAAUGCUGAGUUAUACGACACUGCGAUCACUUUGUCACCCAUUGAAGAGCCAAUUGAGAAACCAAGUGCUUUGCUGGGGAACCAAGAGUGUGAUUCUUGUCAUGAUUUCACUGAACCAGGUCAUGAUGAAACACAUGAGGAUUACAGUUCCAGUGACAACAACACUGAAGUUUACCAAUCCAAUGCUGUUAGAGAAGAGGCAUUUGUUGGAAGCCUUCUACCCAAGACCGAGGGUCCAGAAAUGAACCAGAGCCUAGAAAAGGAACUCCCUACUGCUGAUGCUGGAGAUCGAACAAAAGAAGAAAACGAAGAGGAAGAGCAAGAGGGUGCAGCCAAAUCACUGAUUAGAAUCCCAACUUCUGAAAUGCUGCAGGGUUUAUCUGAAGAUCAUCAGGAUAUGACUAAGCAAGAUGAUAAUGAAAUCCAAUUUGGUGUCAUAGCCGAAGAUGGUGAAGCAAAUCAAACUAUUGUAGAUGAAGGGCUGCCUGCUGAAACCCUGGUUCAUUCAUCUGCUAGGGAGUCUCAGACCAACAACAAUGUUGAAGACCAGAACCACCCAGACCAUGAAGCUCAGAGCUUCAAAAUCUCAGAUUCCAUAGAUUCAGAAGAUCAAAUUCAUUGGGAGCUCAAUAAAGUCAGUGUAGCCAAAAAUAGCAGCGAAGAUGAUAAUGAAAUGGAAGUGGAGCAUUCAACCAUGUCAGAUCCAAAAGAAAGCUUCCCAUCAUCAAAAAAAGCAGCCAGCAAACAAGCAAAAGUCGCAUUCUUCCACGGCAGAAACCAUUCGAGUCAAAAACUGCCCAAGGACCCUAUCAAUAAUCUGAGGAUAAUCAGAUGCAAAAGGCCUGUUGAGGAGUCGGAGGAAGCAAGGAAGUUCAACCCACGGGAACCAAAUUACUUGCCCAUUGAGGCUGACCCAGAAGCCGAAAAGGUUGAUCUCAGGCAUCAAAUGGUGGAUGAAAAGAAAAAUUCAGAAGAAUGGAUGCUUGAUUAUGCACUACGACAGGCUGUUACCAAACUUGCCCCUGCACGGAAGAGGAAAGUGUCAUUACUUGUGGAAGCUUUUGAGAAAGUCAUGCCGAUACCCAAAUAUGAAUCCCAUCUAAAGCAUACAUCAGCAGCUUUUGCUCAUGCAAGAUCCAUUCAAGCUUGUAGCUGAUGGUGACCACUGCGCAGGCAUGAUCUAGAGAAGUCAGUGAGUCAUAAUCUAUAACUACUCAAGUAAUCUCAAAAAUACCGGGCCAGUUCAAGCAAUAGCCCAUGUUUUAGGAGUGAACUUCCAAGUACCCAGAACAACUUACUUCAGCUUUCUUCAGAGUAUUCUGGUUUCUCCAAGCUCUAUUGUUGAAGUGCAAGUUAAGAACUUUCAGUUAACGUUUUAUGUAAUGCAAAUAAAAAUGUUGUGUUCAGAUUCUCUAUAAAAACAGUAUCUAUCUAUGAUCUAUCUAUCCGUUCUUGUUGUAAAGGGCACCUACACCUCUAGAUAUUGGUGUACUACAGUUAAUGUUUGUUAUGUACUAUAUGCAUUAGAGUCUAUUCUGAUAUGCAAUUAUUUUUCCAAUA